Penicillium malachiteum is the source of this 1452-nucleotide messenger RNA. Its product is annotated as pyridoxal phosphate-dependent aminotransferase. Gene Ontology annotation, molecular function: pyridoxal phosphate binding. The coding region runs from base 1 to 1452 and encodes 483 amino acids. The transcript has 4 exons. The record is from RefSeq and is a predicted model, not a curated record. Gene Ontology annotation, biological process: biosynthetic process. Lineage: Eukaryota; Fungi; Ascomycota; Eurotiomycetes; Eurotiales; Aspergillaceae.
AUGUCGUUCUCCGGUCGUAGACUGAGCAUCCUGCGCCCCUCUGGCGAUCGCCGUGCUUCGGUCAGCAGAGGGCUGUCUGAAAAUGAACAACGCUCCGAAACUCACCGUCAGUUCCGAUCCGCCCACGAAGGUCACCGUCCCCACGCUGGUCUGGAUGCUUCCCGUGCUUCCACUGGUGUUGUCUGGUGUACAGAGCGUGCCAGUGAGCAUGGAUACGCAGAGGAUCCCUCUGGCUGGGCCAACUUAGGUCAGGGUGCUCCUGAGGCCGAUGACGAGAUCGAGGGUAGCUUCCCCCGCCCGACGUCGAUCCCCAUUACCUCCGCUGCACGGGAGUACGGUCCGACCGCCGGUAUCAAGCCUCUGCGUGCAGCGGUGGCUCGUCUGUACAAUGAGCACUACCGUCAAGGAAAGCAGAGUCAAUAUACCUGGGAGAAUGUCUGUAUCGUACCUGGAGGCCGUGCGGGAUUGAUCCGUAUCGCUGCCAUUCUGGGUAACUCGUACCUGUCGUUCCCCAUUCCCGACUACUCUGCUUAUUCAGAGAUGUUGAGUCUGUUCAAGAAUAUUGCCCCCAUUCCUAUCCCGCUGGCUCAAGAAGACCACUACCACAUCCACCCCAACAAGAUCGCCGAGGAAAUUGCUCGUGGUACUCAAGUGCUGCUCACCUCCAACCCUCGUAACCCCACUGGUCACUUCGUCGGGCAUGAGGAGCUGGCCGAAAUCCAGGAUAUCUGCCGUGACCGUGCCACUCUCAUUCUGGACGAGUUCUACGGCGGAUACAACUACACCACCGACUGUGAUGGUUCCACUAUCAGUGGUGCUGAGAACGUCGUUGAUGUCAACAAGGAUGAUGUCCUGUUGAUUGAUGGUUUGACCAAGCGCUUCCGUCUUCCAGGAUGGCGAAUUGCUUGGAUCGUCGGACCUAAGGAGUUCGUCGAUGCGCUCGGCUCCGCCGGUUCCUACCUGGACGGUGGUGCGAACGUUCCCUUCCAAGAAGCCGCCAUUCCCAUGCUGGAGCCAUCCCUCGUGCGCACUGAGAUGAAGGCUCUGCAAUCUCACUUCCGUGAGAAGCGAGACUACGUUAUGAACCGUCUGUACGAGAUUGGUUUCCGAGUCCAGGAUGUGCCCCAGGCCACCUUCUACAUCUGGUUGGACCUGACAUCUAUUGACCCACCCCUCCCUGAGGAGGCUAACAUCUCCGAUGGAUUGAACUUCUUCAAUGCCCUUCUGAGUGAGAAGGUCAUUGUUGUUCCUGGUAUCUUCUUCGAUCUGAACCCGGCUAAGCGUCGUGAUCUGUUCGAUUCCCCUUGCCACCACUUUGUGCGUCUGAGCUACGGCCCCAAGAUGGAUGUUCUGAAGAUGGGUCUUGAUGGUAUUGAGCGUGUGAUUAAGCGUGCUCGUGAGAUGGGACAGAAGAAGCAGUGGGAGGAUGAGGUUGCUGUCUCUGAUGAUUAG